This is a messenger RNA of Gadus macrocephalus (Pacific cod), 8015 nucleotides long. RefSeq names its product dynein axonemal assembly factor 9 (gene dnaaf9). NCBI's taxonomy places the organism in Eukaryota, Metazoa, Chordata, Actinopteri, Gadiformes, Gadidae. Bases 320 to 3754 code for a protein of 1144 amino acids. The record is from RefSeq and is a predicted model, not a curated record. The transcript has 37 exons.
UAUCCCAGAAAAAUAGGGGUUUACAGUCAGCCAGUUGAAAACAAUCGAGUCAAUACCCAAUUAUUCGUAGGUGUUAGACAAUACAUAUUAAUAUGUUUAUUCAUAUUAUAAGGUUUGAAAUGCAAUGGUAACGUAAAAUAUCGUCAGAGAUUCAGGAGUGUAUCGUCGAGUUUAUCGUAACUCCCCUGCACCUCGAAUGGUUCGGUCGGUUGCUACGUUAUUCUGUGUAGACGUUGUCCGGCUGGAAGGCCAGCUGAGAUGAGGAAGACGCGCCCGGGCUGAAAACAACGAUAAAAACAGAUUUGUAAACGAGAAUAAGAUGGCGGGUCUAAGGCUGAUGAGCGGCAAACACCCCGGGAUGAACCCGGCCGUCAGCUGUUCUCGGCUCCGUCGGGUCCAGGCUCUACUCUCCGAGGGGGGCAGCCCCACCGCGGACGGUGUCCUCUGCGUCCUGGGUAUCGACAGCCGGUACAACGCAGGCUGCACCGAGCUGGCCAACUUCCUGUUCUACGGCCUGUAUGGGAAGAACCAGAUGAACUUGGACCAUGUGCUGGAGGAGUUCCCUGAAGAGGUGUUGGAUGACGUGAUCCUGCUGAUCCAGUGGGACUGUGUCCACCUGUACUGUAACCCCGUCAACUACAGCUACCUGCUGCCAUACGUCUCCCACUGGAGGAACCUCCACCUCUACUGCCUCACACCCAGCGAGUAUGAGGAUGAGGAGGCUGCUGAGGAGUUCAAGAUCUCCAGCUUCGUCUCCAUGAUGAAGGACUGCAGCUGCGUCCGAGUGCCCUUCAGCUCCCAGGGACACAUGCAGAACUUCCACAUGUUCAUGUUGGAGAAGUGGCCCAUCGUCCAAGCCUUCGCCCUGGAGGGCAUCGGGGGAGGAAGCUUCUUCACCAUGAAGUACAAGCUCAUGGACAUCAGUGAGAGGCUGGGGCAGAUGUACAGCCGGCUGGACCCACUGUCCCUGGAGAACAUCCUAGCAGAGGACCUGGUGAACUUUGAGAAGCAGUGGAGCAACUUCUUCUCCAGCAUGGACCUGGAGAGUCAUCUGUCCAUCCAGGAGGUGUCCGAAGCCCAGGCAGGAGAGGUGUUCAGGAGCUACUACUCCCACGGGCUGAUCUCCAGCAACAUCCCAGAGAACAGUAAGGCCAGGCAGCCCUUCAUGCUGUUUGGAAGCCAUUCCUCCAAGGAGGAGCUGGAGAGCUACUCCUUCAACUUCCCCUCCGAGAGCCACGUGGUCCGCAGCACCGGCACCCACGGCGCCCCCGCCACACACAUGGUUCUGCAGUGUGUGGCCCCCAAGGGCCCCCUGGCCUGCGCUCGCACCUACUUCUUCGGGACCACGCACAGCCCUUACCUUGGGAAAACAAAUGGUGGACAGCAUAAAACAGAUCACCUGCUCCUGUCCCAGAUCUACUCUGCCGUCGUGCAGGCCGUCCUGGCAGGCAUCAAGUGCUUCUCGUGUUCGUCCAGCUCAUCCAAGGCUAAAGACGUAGCGGAGCAAACCUUUCUUCUGGCUCUGGAGUCCUUGAACUUAAGUCAGUAUCGCAGCGCACUCAGGUCCAAGAGUGAGUUCACCAUCCAGGCUGUGAAUAACGAGGGCAGGGUCGUCCCCCUCAGCGACGAAGGGAGCAGAUACAUGGUGAAAACUGCCUCCAUGACUGUAGCGGACAUCCCAGACCUCCAGCGGGGCAGAGGGGACCUGGGAUCUGUAGUCUUCUCCGAGUGCUUCUUGGAGUCCAGCAUCAACAUUCAGCAGAAAGAUGGCGGUGUUUCUCCUGACUGCUGCUACACCGUCCUCACCACAACGGUGCCUCGCUACGCCUGCUGGCUGGUUGAGGGGGACGCGAAGCAGUCAGAGCAAGCCCAGCUCCUGGUUAAACAGAAGGAAGAAGACACCUGCCUGGGCAGAGCUCUGACGGGGGCGGACGGAGCCUACGUCUGCUCCUCCAGCCUGCUCUCCAGCCCCGAGGAGGGAAAGAUCAGCUUCUUCUCGGAGGGACUGCUGUUUGUGCAUCCCCAAUACGGAGCCACCACUCUGUCCACACAACACAUCAGCAGCAUCAGCUUCUUCCAUGAGGACUCUGAAGCGGUGGCCUCUCUGUUCGUGGAGUACGACAACACCCUGUUGGGUCACCUCCCCUUCCCGCUCCAGAGCCCAGACCAAUGCCUCCUCUUCGCCCUCCAGCCCAGGUCCAAGAGCCACAAGGCCUUCUUCUCAAAGGUGCUCUCUGUGUGGAAGAGCUCAGAUUCAGCUCUCCGUCUGCAGCUGGUGGACAAAGAUGAGCUGAGCUGGGACCAGAGGAGCAUGCACAACAGACUGCAGAAGCUUCAUGAGAGCCACGAGCCCCCAGUGGCCAAGAGAAGAGGCAGCAUGAAGACCUCCUACUCCCACCUGCCUGAGCAGGACAUGUUCCUUCAACACUUUUCUCUGAGCAGCGUGGGCCAGGAGCCCAUCCUGAACGACCACCUGGGGGCACUGUUCCCCUCCGCAGACCUAAGGACCCCCCUCACCAAGCCCCCAGACAAGGUGGUCGUCACCGUGGUCAGCGGUCUGCCUGGGAGCUGGAAGAACAGCCUGGCCCAGCUCACCAAGGAGGGAGGAAGUUGGGUGGUGUACCAGCCCGACUCUGACAGCAGCGAUGGAUUCUCCGCCUCUCACCUCCAACACUUCCUGUCCAACUUCCUGGACAACCAGCGGGCCGUGGUGCCCAAGUCCCGCCUACUGCUGCUCACCCCAGGGUACACUGAUGUUCUGGAGGUGAUCCAGGCCAUCCUCUCGCACCCUGACCCCCUGGUCCAGGCCUGCUUCUCCAUAGGGGCCGUCACGGCUUGUGUGGAGCCCCUCUCCUCCUGCAUGGAGCACAGGUUCACCUUCCCCAAGCUGGUGGAGCAGUGCAGCCAAGGGGUGGUGAGUGCGGUGGUGUUCACGGGCCCGAGCUCCGAGGUGAAACAUCCGUCCAGUCAGUACCUGCACCAGCUGCUGCGGGCCUCCAACCCCAGCGCUGCCUUCAUCCAGGCCGAGGGCGGCGCCGUCACCAGGAACGAGGACGUCAAGCUCAUCCUUUCCGACAGCAGCUUCAACCAGUCCCAGAUGCUGAGGGCCCGAUACCUGCUGUAUCCUGGCUGGUGUAAGGGCCGCUACGCCACGGGCCUGGGGGGUCUGGUUCUCACCCAGCAACGCCUGCUGUUCAAUCGGCCCUUGGAGAGGCCCCUGUUCACCCAACGCUGCAGCGCGCUGAAGUCGUCCCUGACAGGAAACCCCUUCAGAGGAAACCUGUACCACGUCUGGGGGAAGGUCCGCUUCGCUGACUCUGAGAGGAGGAUGGAGGUGAGCUACAACGCUCUGAGCGGGGCUCUGACCGUCACUCCCGACCGGGACCCCACCCAGGGGACCGCCGGCUGCUUCCUCCUGUUCCACGGCGUGGGGCUGACCCCCGACGGACUCAAGGACUGGCUCCGGCUCUGUGCCAAGCAGAAGGAGAUGAAGAAGGUGAAGAGGACCAGGAACAGCAUCUCGCCGCAGGAGAUCAAGAGCAUCCAUGCUUCACGGCACCUGGAGCCGCUGCCCUCCGGCUUCUUCUACAACGGACACCACUUCAUGGACAUCUUCGGAGAGAAGAGGCUCUUCCAUCCCAAUAUGGAGCAGUUCAUCAGAGAGUACGUCUGCGACGCCAACCGAGAGAUAGAGCUCUUCAACAGCCAGCUGGACCUCCAGACACAGCCGGACCUGUUCGACCCCCCUCUGUAGAUCAUCUCUGUCCGUCCGUCUGUCUGUCUGUCUUUCUGUCUGUCUGUCAGUGUGUCUUCGUUAAAGCCAAGGGGAUCGUUAAGGGAGGGGGGGUGGCGGGGAUGUAUGUGAACAGACUCCCAGACCUGUGUUGUUUACCGGUCCAGACCAGCGCUCACCACGCUCUGAGUUUAGCUGCCAGCGUUGCGUUGCAGAGAGCAGAGAGUGUGUCAGCAGGUGAGCUGGGGGCUCAGGGCAGCCCUCCGCCGGCCUCUGGGCUCACCAGACAGAACCCAGAGUAGUGAGGAAGAGACACAGACACACGACAGCACAACCUCCUGGAACCACCCUGAGAGGGGAGCUCCUGUGUGGGAGUGUUGGUGCUCGUGAGAUAGAGUGUGUGUGGGUAUGAGAUUGUGUGCAUGAUAGGGAGUGUGUGUGUCUGGGGGGGGGGGGGAAGGGGGGUGUUAAUGAGGGUUGGCUGGCCCCUGCCGCUAUUCCUCGACUGGCACGAGGAGUCUGUAAUUCUGCCCGGUCCCUGGUGGAUUUUCCUAAGAAUCGCUCCUUCUCUCUGGUCACCCAAUCCCCAGCACACCUGUUGUCUUGUCUGGUUGCCACGGCGGCACGGAGAGGCCUCAGCAUGUGGAGAGGGAGCACUUUGUUAUGUCGCUGUUCGCAUAAGCAACCCAGCUACCCCCCGGUGUCCAUGCACCAUGUCUGGGACGCGGUUCGGGUCCUACCGGGGGUUAAACCCGUCGUUUGUAUGUGUGUGAGGUCGCCAGAAUCUCUCUCUGGUGAUGUCCAAGGUCCUAUGCAUGUCCCCUUGUCCUCUACAGCCUUUCCUCUCCAACCUGCUCCUCGUGACCAGCCUGUUCUCCUCCGCGGAGUGGCUGCAUCUUCAUUUGUCUAGAGCAAUAAAAGCUGACCCGUUUUCAAGAUGAAGGGUCCUCUUAGCCGCAGGUUGUAUGUAGUAGUUACCUGUAGUCUACUGUAGUGCCCUGUGAACCGGGAGGUCACUGGCUGUGAAUAGUAGGCGACUAAAGGAGCUCUCGUCCCGUCUGGACGGGAGCCACGCUUUGUCCAUGGGGUCAGCAGUGACACGCACUAGCCCUCAUCCUUGGGGUCGAGACGGUGCCUUCCCUGCCUUCAAACACGUGUACCCACGCACAAGGGAUGCAUGAUAUUGGCCUUCUGUAUACCGACAAAAACUCAAGAGUCCUCCUCUGACAAAAUAGGAGGUCAGCCGACGAGGACGAAGAGUAACUUUAUCCACAAGAUUAGAUGCGCACACAUACUGUGUGUCCUGAUUGGGUACGAGAAGUGCAUGUGCUCUCCGAGACACUGCAGGCCCCAUGCGGACCCCCUUCCCCAGCCACCCGCUUUGUCCAGGCCAAGCCAUACUGCCCCGAGCUGGCAGCGCCGCCGUCCCACACAGAAGCAGCUCGAGGGCGCGUCGUAGAGUAGCAGCACGGGUCGUGGUUCCUUACUCAACGCUGUCCCUGAACUGCACUUGUACCGUGUGUUUUACAUGUGGGGCUUACUGACCCCUGAACCCUUUGAGGACCUUGCCAAUCCCUGCUCCCAGGCCGCUCAUGCUCUUUCCUCGACUGAUAUUGAAGUAUAAUACACAUAUAUGUAUAGAUAAUAUUUAACAAGAUUUCUGACAAAGGAUCUUCAGUCCAUUCCAAAGCGAGUUGCCAUUGGAACGAACCCCCCAGCCCAAGAUGAUGCGUGUGUGGGGGCGUUUUUUAAAAGCAGAUUUGAACGGCGAUUAGCGCUAAAUCCUCGGCUGACAAACGAGGGUUUUCUAUUUUGACGUGAACACUUGGCGUCCCUAAACGGAUCUCUUGAAGCUGUGUGUUAGAAACAACAGUUGCUCUCAGUCGUUAUGUCAUGCCUUCGAGAGCAGUCGUCUGUGACAGCAGAGGAGCUCACGGCUGGUCUCUACCAGGCUGUACUGAGGGGAGAGCCACCAUGGCCACCGCACAGGGCUCCCAAUCCCCGACAGAUCAGCUAGUCGGUCGCCGGGCAGCACUCAAAGGGUCGCGGUAGGGUCAGGUUAGAUGUUAAACAUAUCAGAUUCAAAAUAGCAACAACGCUAGCUACACAGUUACACUAUUAAUACUAAUCUUAUUACAAGUACCACAUUAUUUAGCAUGUGUUCCGAUUUCACGUGUUAUUCCGAUACGAUGUAAUGUGAAUACGAUGUCACGCAAUAUUCCAAUUCAAUGUAACAUGAUUACGAUGGAACCUGAAUACAAUGUCACUUGAUAUUCCGAUACAGUGUAAAAUGAAUACGAUGGAACAUGAUAUUCCGGUAAAAUAUAACAUGAAUAAGAUAUAACAUGAUAUUCGGAUAAAAUUUAACAUGAAUACGAUGUAUCGUGAUUACGAUGUUGCGUAAUAUUCCGAUGCAAUGUAACGUGAAUAUGAUUUAACAUGAAUACGAUGUCACGUGAUACUCCGAUACAAUGUAACGUGAAUGCAAUGUAACGUGAAUGCAAUGUAACGCAAACACGAUGUCACAUGAUAUUCCGAUACAAUGUAGCGUGAAUGCAAUGUAACGAAAAGCACGUUGUCACGUGAUAUUCCAAUGUAACGUGAAUAUAGCGUCACUUGAAUAUAAUGUCACUUGAUAUUACAACGUCACGUGAUAUUCCGAUGUAACGUCAAUACGAUGUCACGUGAUGUUCCCAUUUCACAUGACAACUAUGUCACAUGAUAUUCUGAUGUCAUGUGAAUGUGAUAGCUUUUAUAUUUUAAGAAAAUUGCCUUUCACCAGACUGGUACAACAAAGAGAAAAAUAUGUACGUUUAUUUUACAUAUCUGGCAUUUUAAUUACCUCAACGUGACACAAAGUAUUUUUCUAAUACUGUGAAUUGAACAGUACACAGAAGUGAUUAAACAUUGCUUUUUUUUCCGCUACAAGAAAUGAAAAAAAGCUGUUGUUAAAAAAACUGAGAAUCUGAUUGGUCGCGAGAGGUAGGGAUUCUGUGGUCCAGCAGUGCCUUGUUCCCGGCCAAGAAAACCAGAUGAAAUUUCCUGGGUCUCUUAACAGUGUUGGUUAAAGGCUCCAUGGAGUCAAUAAUGUGUAGUAGUCAGCCAGAGAGGGGGGCGGGGAUGCCGCAGAGACAGCCAGAGGGCUCGCCGUCGUUCAGAGAACCAAUCAAAAAGCUGCACUCAGGCUGGCCUCCUCGACGUCACCACGGUCGUGCCUCCGCGUAUUGAGUUUCGUAAAAUGGCCGACGCGCUGUCCCGGAAAGAAGAUGGCGUCUGAUUAGAAAACACAUUUCCCCGGGGUGUCGAGAACACACUCUCAAAGUCUCGGAGGUUCGAGUGAAAUGUGCUGUCAGCACCCGGCCUGAGUCGGGGAGGGAAAGCCGGGCCCGCUGCGGUCUGGAAUGAAGAGGGUCGAGGGGCUAAAGUGGGUGACCCCCUGCUCACUGCACAGUGGGGGCCCCCGGGGAGCCCUCCUACAGUCUCAGUGUGUCCCGCACCCUCCUCUCUGGCGGUCCUCUCUAGCUGAAGUUAUAGGAGAAAAAACAAAGUUUGGUGUUUCACUCCAGACCUGCUGUCCUCAUACUGUGAAACAAAUCACCAUAUGAGGGAAUACGGGCUUCUGAUUGGUUGCGAGUUCAGCUCCGGGGUUCCAAAGAGAUUCAGUGAUUUGGAAUGUAUGCACUUUUUAGACUUUUAACACUCGUAUUCCGUCACGUCCUUGUUCGUAUUAAGAGGGGUGGGUUCUGAGAAAAAUCGUUUUCUAACCAAACAAAAACCUCUGGGCACUGAUAAAGAGUUUGGGGAUAAGAGAUUUUUAGUUUGGGAUAUCUGUCCGAAAGGGGUUGAUAGUAGUUUAAUUCCUCUAGUUUUUUUCUCAGGUAUUGUUGUUCCCACACCUAAGAUCCAGAGAUUUUGGUGUCCUGUUGGCACAAAGGGAAGAUCAUAUGAAUCAAAUCAGGGAACGUUUGAUGUCCAGCCGACUGAAUUAGAUGUGGGCAUCGAAAAAACAAGGGCUUAUUUAUUCUGUCGGCCAGACGUAAAAAUUUAGAUAAAAAAUAACUGGCACAGCACAGAAGAGAAGAAAAUAAAUUCUUUAUUUGCCAAAAUAAUUCCAACCUUGUUUUUUUGUUUUUUUUAAGGGCAGUGUUCACGAGAAGCGAGUGAAAUCGAUUUUGCAAUUGCACAAAACUACUGUAACUUCAGUUUUUAUCCUGUGACUGAUGCUUUUUAUAAUCUCGUUGUAUUUAUUGCACCAAGUAAUCUAUUAAAUAUUUCUAAAGUU